ACAGGAAACGCUUUGAGCUUACCUUGGCAAUGGCCCCCGUAUUUAUGUAAAGGUCGAAGUUGCAAAACAGAACACAGCAGACUGGUAGUCUCUUUACACAACUUAUCGAAGCAGCCUUGCCGACAGACAUUGCAACAAAGAUAGUCAUGGCUGGAAUAGCACGUAUUGCUCCAAGCUUGUCAGCCUCGAUUUGUCGAGGACAGUCUUUGUCGGCACUCUCUGUCGUGGCUCGAACUAAUACAACAGAAGCAAAGAAGCCAGAAAAGACUACUUUCGGACCAUUGAAAGACCAGGAUAGAAUUUUCACAAAUCUGUAUGGACGCUAUGACUUUGGACUUAAAGGAGCAAAAGCCAGGGGCUCAUGGUACAAGACGAAGGAGAUCAUACUGAAAGGUCAUGAGUGGAUUCUCAAGGAAGUCACUACCUCUGGGCUCCGAGGACGUGGUGGUGCAGGCUUUCCUACAGGGAUGAAGUGGGGGUUCAUGAACAAGCCCUCUGACGGAAGGCCCAAGUACCUGGUGGUGAACGCUGAUGAGGGAGAGCCAGGCACCUGCAAGGACAGAGAGAUUAUGCGCCACGACCCACACAAGCUCAUCGAAGGCUGCUUGGUGGCUGGAGUGGCUAUGCAUGCCAGGGCGGCUUAUAUUUACAUUCGUGGAGAGUUCUACAACGAGGCUUCAAACCUUCAGAUCGCUAUCAAUGAGGCUUACAAGGAAGGUUUGAUCGGUAAGAACGCCUGUGGAUCUGGAUACGACUUUGAUGUUUUCGUACAUAGAGGGGCUGGAGCAUACAUUUGCGGAGAAGAGACGGCGCUGAUUGAGUCUCUUGAGGGCAAGCAGGGCAAGCCCCGCCUUAAGCCCCCUUUCCCAGCUGAUGUGGGUGUCUUUGGCUGCCCUACCACAGUCUCCAAUGUGGAAACUGUUGCUGUGGCUCCGGACAUCUGCCGCCGCGGUGGAGAGUGGUUUGCCAGUUUUGGAAGGGACAGGAACAGGGGUACCAAGCUGUUCAACAUCUCUGGUCAUGUCAACAACCCUACCACUGUGGAAGAGGAGAUGUCAGUGCCUCUGAAGGACUUGAUUGAGCGACACGCUGGUGGUGUCAUCGGGGGCUGGGACAACCUGCUUGCUGUCAUCCCUGGCGGAUCUUCCACCCCUCUUAUCCCUAAAGAAGAGUGUGACACUGUACUGAUGGACUUUGAUGACCUGAUUCGAGUACAGACAGGCCUCGGCACGGCGGCCAUCAUUGUGAUGAACAAGUCGUCCGACAUUGUACGCUGCAUUGCCAGACUCAUUGACUUCUACAAGCAUGAGAGCUGUGGACAGUGCACACCUUGCCGAGAGGGCGUCAGCUGGAUGAUGAAGAUUAUGCACCGAUUCCAGACGGGCAACGCCAAACGCGAUGAGAUUGACAUGCUGUACGAGCUGAGCAAACAGAUUGAAGGUCACACCAUCUGUGCCCUCGGCGACGGAGCUGCCUGGCCAGUGCAGGGACUCAUUCGUCACUUCCGCCCGGAGUUGGAACGUAGGAUGGAUGCAUACGAGGCACAACAAGCUGCUAGGAACUGAAGAGUGUGGCAUCUUCACUCCUAGAUAACUCUGGCUCCACAGACUACGUCUCGGUGGAACAUGUAAUUUGAGAUGGGUGUGUGGUGUGUGUUGAGGGCAUUGCUGCUGCUGAGACUGCUAUAUGGUGUGGGUUCGAGACUGAAGUUUUAGUUUUCCCCUCUCAUCAGUAGUGUAAUGUUUCUGCUGAUGUCUGAAGAACUGAGGAAAAGACCGUCUAAUAUGUGAAAAAAUCUGACAUCUGUACAGUAGAUUUAGUUGUGAUGGUGGACGUCUAUCUGCCCGAUGCAUUAAAAUCUUAAUUAUGAUCUUUAUUUAGGUGGGUUUGUAGUUACUUCAAGUGCUUGUGGUGUGUGUGUUUUUCUGUGUCCUUUGAUUAUAUAGGAGUACCUUGUUAGGAGAAUAUGUAGAUCUACUUGUAUGCCCACAUGUAGUGAGAAAAGGUGAAAAUGAUCUGUAUAUGUGUGUGUGCUUGUGUACAACAAAGAUGUAUCGUGUGUCUAAUUCUAAUGCCUCAUAGGCAGUGGCACUUUGAAGUAGUUGUGUUUUCACACUACUGAGAUAGCCUUGCGGCUGAUGUUGCAGAUGUUUCAGUGUGCUCGAAGCACUGAAUUCUUUGCUUCUACUGCCUUUCCUUUAUUAGGAAUGGAAGAUAUUUUUGACAGUCGUCUAUUCUGGAUGUUACGAAUGAAUCGUACAUGUGCUGAUGACUGAUGUUUUUUAGACUGUUCCACAGGUCAUGGUACACUACUGCAACUUUAUGGGACACCGUACUCAGUGUAAUGGUGCCAAUAAUGAUUAAAAACUGUUUUGAAUUGUUAGAAGAA
Messenger RNA from Aplysia californica (California sea hare), 2389 nucleotides. Its product is annotated as NADH dehydrogenase [ubiquinone] flavoprotein 1, mitochondrial. Lineage: Eukaryota; Metazoa; Mollusca; Gastropoda; Aplysiida; Aplysiidae. The transcript has 13 exons. Gene Ontology annotation, molecular function: FMN binding; 4 iron, 4 sulfur cluster binding; NAD binding. The coding region runs from base 147 to 1565 and encodes 472 amino acids. The record is from RefSeq and is a predicted model, not a curated record. Gene Ontology annotation, biological process: mitochondrial electron transport, NADH to ubiquinone.